CUCUUCAUUUGUUUUCAGCAACCACAACACAUUCUAAUCUUGAGUGCAGAACUUCACCAAUUCCCAUCAUAAAAAAAAAAAAACUGCACCUUCAAGUUUAAUAAAAUCUUUGUUUAAAAUAAUGGCACGUGCAAGCAGUGUUGUGGUUCUCGCCCUCCUCAUGUUCGCCGUCAUUGGCCUCGCAUCCGCGGCGGAGAAGUCGUCACCAUCUGACGCCAGCGCCGACGACUAUGAUGAAGAUUAUUCCAUUGAUGACAUCAGAAGCGGAGCCUCAGCCAACGGCGUCGUCGCUGCACCCCUUGGUGGACCCGUGCCUCCCGGUGCUUUCGACCACGCCAAGGGUGGUGUUCCUUCUACCACCAGCGCCACCACCGCCGCCUCCUCCUCUUCCUCCGUACAUUUUUCUGCCGUCGCCGGUGUUGCCUCCGCCGCCCUUGCCGCCGCCUUCUACUUCUAAAUUUUCAAUGUUUAGCUGGAGAGGUUGAGUACUUGCAUGUAAACUUAGAUUCAGCAUGAAAAAUAUAUAAAAAUAU
Messenger RNA from Vigna unguiculata (cowpea), 533 nucleotides. RefSeq names its product homolog of Brassica campestris pollen protein 1 (gene BCP1). Lineage: Eukaryota; Viridiplantae; Streptophyta; Magnoliopsida; Fabales; Fabaceae. The record is from RefSeq and is a predicted model, not a curated record.